AUGGACUCAAACAAGAAACCCUUACUCUUUCUUGAUAUAAUACUGCGUGACUACCCGACGGACCCUAUCAAAACCCUCAUUGACUCCGGCGCCACCUCCAAUUUUAUAUCCCCCACUCUAGUAGAAAAAUUGAAAAUCCCAAAAACCCUACUCGAAAAUCCACGAGUAGUGAGGAUGUUAGAUGGUACCAUAUCUCAGACUGGUCGCAUUUGGCACCAGGUCCAACUCGCGGUCUCGGCCAAUGGCCAUCCCCACCACAUUCCUUUCCUUGUUUGCCCCAUAGGCAACACCCCGGCUAUUCUUGGCAUGACCUGGCUCACAUUGGAAUCCCCCCUAAUCGACUGGCAACAGGGACUUGUCACAUUCCCAGAACAGGUUCAAAUUGCCUCUGAGGAAGAAGCGGACCCUGACCCCUUGGCAGACCUCCCUACCCAAUACCAUGAGUUUGCGAGAGUAUUUGGCAAAGAAGAAUUUAAGGUCCUUCCCCCCCACAGGGAAUAUGACAUUUCCAUUGACCUACUUCCUGAUGCCAAACUCUCACCCGGACCCAUUUAUGGCAUGACCAAUGCAGAAUCCAGGGCGCUGAAACAACACAUUGACGAGGAGCUGGCAACAGGCAAAAUCCGCCCUAGUACCUCCUCAGCAGGCGCCCCAGUCAUGUUCGUAAAAAAGGCAGAUGGCUCCCUCAGACUGGUUGUCGAUUAUAGGAAGUUGAACAAGGUCACUCAUAAAAAUGUCUACCCUCUCCCCAGGCAAGAUGACCUUAUGGCCAAACUAAGGAAUGCAAAACUCUUCACCAAGUUGGAUCUUUGUUGGGGCUAUAACAACGUCAGAAUUAAAGAAGGAGAUGAGUGGAAGACGGCCUUUAGGACUAAGUAUGGACUAUUUGAAUAUCUGGUCAUGCCCUUUGGUCUCACCAACGCCCCGGCCGCCUUCCAACAUUUUAUGAAUGACUUGUUCAGGGAUCUCAUCGACGUCACAGUGGUAAUCUACCUGGAUGAUAUCCUCAUCUUCUCAGAAGACCCCGAGAAGCACCCGGAACACGUUAGGGAAGUCCUAUCGAGGCUAAUGAAAAACCAGUUGUUUUGCAAGCUCUCUAAAUGCCACUUCCACGUCACUACGGUGGAUUACUUAGGCAUCGUCAUAUCCCCAGCCGGUUUCUCCAUGGACCAGAAAAAGAUUGAGGCAGUCACGUCAUGGCCACAGCCCAAGACGGUUAAACAAGUCCAGGCCUUCCUAGGUUUUGUCAAUUACCUCCGCCGGUUUAUCCCCAACUUUAGUUCGGUCGCACGCCCUCUGCAUAAUCUCACCAAAAAGGAAACCCCUUGGUCAUGGGGUAACCUAGAGGAAGCAGCGUUCCAGGAAUUAAAGCUUCUUGUCACCCAGUCACCGGUCCUUAUUCACUCCAACCCAGGCCUACCCUACUACCUCAAAACAGACGCAUCAGGGGUAGCAAUGGGAGCAAUACUCAGCCAGCGAGGCCCAGACAACCGGUUACACCCCAUUGCCUACAUGUCCAAAUCAUUCUCAGGAGCAGAAGCCAAUUACGACACCCACGAUAAGGAACUCCUGGCAAUAAUCAAGGCAUUAGAAGAAUGGCGGAUAUUCCUAGAAGCUACAGACAAGCCAAUCCAGGUCUUCACGGAUCACAGGAACCUGGAAUACUGGAGGCAAGCCAGGACCUUCAACCGGAGGCACGCCAGAUGGCGCAUAUUCCUGAGCGAUUUCAAUUUCGAAAUCCAUUAUUGCCCAGGGAAGCAAUCAGGGAAACCAGAUGCACUGUCCAGAAGGUCUGACUACGUAGAUACGCCCCCAAACCCAGAAGUCAUGCUACCAGCGGAAGUAUUUGCCAACACGUCAGAAGAGGAACUCAAUAUUGUCUCAGAAAUCCGUACCAAACUCAGGGAUGACCCGUCACUUGAACCCAUCAUCAAGUUCCUCACAGAAGACGCGGACAACGCACCUCUGUCAAUUCGAAAGGCCUACAGGGAAUAUGAUUGGGAAGAAGACCUAUUAUGGUACCGCGGAAAGUUGGUGGUUCCAGACUCAGAAUCCACAAAAGACCGGCUACUCAGGGAAUUCCACGACUCACCGCUGGCAGGACACCCAGGGCAACAACGUACCCUUGAACUGUUAAGUCGCAAUUACUGGUGGCCAGGGAUGAAGUCCUCCGCCAAGGAGUGGGUAGAAUGUUGCCCCGUAUGCCAAGCCAACCGGCGAGCCCAUGCACCGGUCAUUGCGCUGAAACCUUUGGAAGUCCCCCCGUUCCCGUUUCACACCAUCUCCUACAAUUUCAUCACUGGGUUCCCCAAGUCACAGGGUCACGACGCUAUCUUAGUGGUGAUUGAUUCAUUCUCCAAGUUUGGGCACUUCAUCCCCACCUCCAAGAAAGUUACCGCCAAAGGCCUUGCAGAUCUUUUCAUCACCCAUGUGUGGAAACUUCACGGAUUACCGGUCAAAACAAUCUCUGACCGCGGAACCACCUUCACUGGAAAGUUCUUAAGGGCCCUCUACCAACGACUUGGAGUCAAGCCAGCUUUCUCCUCUGCGUAUCACCCCGAAUCAGAUGGACAGACAGAAAGGGUGAACCAGUUCAUUGAGUUUUACCUACGCUCCUACAUAGCCGCCGACCAUUUGGAUUGGGCCACUUGGCUACCUUUGGCUGAGUACGCAUACAACAAUGCCAAACACGCAUCAACCGGAAAAACACCCUUCGAACUUGUCUAUGGACGGAACCCGAUCAUGAACCCUUCCAACAUCCCAGCCAACGUCCCAGAAGCAGAUGCGGUAGCUGACACGUUAGCCCAAGAAUGGAAAGAGGCCGAAUCAGCCCUCAGAAUGAGCAAAGAACGGAUGAUCAGGGACAAGGGAACAGUACCGGAAUACUCAGUAGGGGAGAAGGUCUGGCUAGAUGGAAAAAACGUAGAGCUUAGGACCAACUCAAAUAAACUGGACCCCAAACGACUAGGACCAUUCAAAGUCAUCGAAAAGGUUUCCAGCCACGCCUACCGUCUAGAAUUACCGGAAACCCUGAAAAUCCAUGAUGUCUUCUACGUUGGGUUAUUAUCCAGAAGCUAUGAAUCUCCAAGUCAGCCGUUCCCAGAGCGACCUCCCCCUGAAACAAUAGAGGGAGAAGAGGAAUACAAAGUAGAACAAAUCAUUGACUCAAAGCGACAAAGAGGGAAAUGGUUUUAUCUGAUUAAAUGGAAAGGUUACGGCCCAGAAGACAACUCCUGGGAGCCCGAGGAACUAUUGGAACACAGCCAGGAGGAGAUCAAGCGCUUCAAUCAGGCUAGACUCAGAAAGGCUCCGAGUACCCCACCUUACAGUGGAGUACGACACUGGACCAGCAACAGAGUGGCUGGCCCUGCCGAGAAGAAUAUUGGGGAAGCAAAGGGAGACCCAAGCCAACCAUACCACUUGGAGGAGAGAGCGAGCGAACAGGCCCCCGGGCCUAGCGAACUGCACCCCUCGAGGGCAAGUACGAGCAAACAGGCCUCACAGCCAAGCAAACCGUACCCCUCACGACUCGUUACUCCAUCAUUCCUAGCUGAUGCCAAAGCGACUCCAAGAGAAGAAGACCCUGUGGGGUCCACAACUCCGUUCGUAACCCCUAGCCAAAAGGCUAGGCCACCUGUAACUACACAUUGCGCGCCCCUAAACGGGCCCAAGUUCUUUACAGAAACAAUUAAUGUUGAUACUGGUAGCAUACAUGAGGAAGUUGAAGAACCCAAAAACGGGUCCAACAAAACACUGAGACAGUCCAAAGUAUUGAAAGGAAAGUCAGCGGCUCAACAAAAAGCCGAGGACUUAGCAUACAUGCGUGAGAUAAUCAAAGACAAUCAAAGACUGAGGAGUCUCCGAUCAUCGCUACCCAACAUCAUACAGAAUGACAAAGACCUGUUGACCAAAAUCAACAAGGCGCUCUGGGAGUCAUCAAACACCAAAGAAUACAUACCCUCAGAAUGGGAAAUAGAACUGGAAACAAACUCACCAAACGCAGAGACACGGACAGUGGCCCAGCCGAGCAAUCAAAGCGCUGCUGCGGACCCCGGCUGUCCCACCUUUUUUGACAAAGGCAAAUGGAUUAGCAACGAGGAUUUUGAUGCGCAACAGGCUUACAAAACAGCAAAGUCCAGAACGGAUGACACAAUGCCUAAGAAAGAUCGACCGUCUAUUGGAAUUACACUAGAUGACAUAAGGCCACCCAGGAAAGCAGCAUGGCGAGAAACGCCGGAAAGAUCACGUGACAGGUCCGGCAUUGCGGCCCUCCCUGCGGGGGGAUACUUUGCUAACAAAAUGAGAGCAAAGGGAGUGGCAACGCCUAGCACCUCAAAGAAAGAAAAGAGUGCUAAAAAGCGCGCAUACAGCCCGUCAGAAAGCAAAAGCAAAAGCGGAAGUAGCAGCUCACCGGAAAGCUCCGACAGUGACAAAUCCACUACGUCAAACUUGUCCUUGGGAUUGGUUAACAGCGGGAAAAGACGGAAGAACAAGAAAAAAAGAGAGGAGUACUGUCUAAAAGAGAAAAUGCGCAAGGAGCAACGCGAGAAACGUAAGCUCCAAGAACAAAUCCAGGAACUCAAACAAGCUAGCAUCAAAGUCAAGGAACCGGUCGCGUACCGAGGACAAGAUGACUACAACGCAUUUGAAAAGUGGGACUACAAAGUAGACCACUGGCUCCAAGCAUCCGGGUAUAAGGGCAAACGUGCAGUAGAACACCUUGGAACGUUCCUAUCAGGGAACGCUUUGCGCUGGUAUAUGGACUUUGUAGCCCCGGACCCAAAAUCCUACACGGUAGACACGCUUAAAAUGGGAUUAUUUUCUUAUUUUUUCCCGCCUGAUCUUAAAAGCAAGCUUUGCUGCGAAUUCAAAUACGCGCGGCAAGGCAACCAGAAGUUUGUCGAUUACUUACAAGCCCUGAAACGGCUCCAGAGACAACUGCCAGACAUCACAGACCGUAAUAUAUGCAACAAACUAUGGGACACAGUGCAUACAUACAUAAAGGUCAAAUGGAUCGAGGCAGGACUAGAUGAGGAAGAGACAGACCUGGACAUACUUACUGAGAUGGCGGAGCGCUUUGAAGCAGCCGAAGAGGCUAAACAAAGGGCGUCCGCGCAGGGAAAACCCAAAGGAAAUGAUCAGCAGAACGGCGGCGGGUUAAUUACAAAACAAACGAACAAGCCACCCAAACAGAACCCAAAGGGCGAGAGCAGUAAACAGAACUCCACCCCAAGGGCCCAAAACGGGAAGUCAAAAGAAAAACCUAAAGCUGACAAAUCAAAGCUGUCACGUGAUGAGAGGAACGAGCUACGCGCGGCGGGUAAAUGCUUCAAUUGCAAGGAACCUGGACACACAAUCAAAGACUGCCCAACGCGCAACACAGCUAAGCCCAGUACUAUAUUCAACGCAUCACUACAGUACAGUCAAAUUGACAAGCUACAGAAACAGCGGGAGCAAUCAUACAUUGGAGUUGCAAGCAUACAACCGAUUGCAAAUAAUAGCCCUGCAAGCGCCAAGACCUCCCUAAGCAAGAUUGAGCCCGGGAAGUCCCUCCUAGAUGAAAUAUUAGACAAAAUAACCCCGUACUCACAGAUUGUGAUAGCGGAGAAUGAUCGCCUAAAGAUCACUAGCAAAGAAAAACAGGAAGUUCAGCUCACCUACAGAGAGAUUGCAAAACUUGCAAAGGAAGCGUACUUACUAAGACUGGAGCAAAGGGCACGUGAAAACAACCCCGGAAAAGCGAGUGAGACUGAGUACCAAACCGCUGAUGAAAGCAAAGAGGAGGCCAACAGGCCCUGGGAACCACUCAAGUGGUCCAACUCAGAGGACGAAUCAAAGGGGUUGGGGGGUAUACGCAUAGAGCUAAAUGCGCUAAAACUUGACAAUGGCAAGAAACCCCAAACAACAAAGAAUCUUGAGCGGAACGCGUCAAAACCAAGAGACAUUACCCAACAAAUGCCUAAGCCAAUUGUAGUAGAAGCGUUGAUUGAAGGACACAAGGUACGCGCCUUACUGGACACAGGAUCACUAGGUGACUUUAUCUCUACUACAGUUGUUGACCAACUCAAGCUCAAAUGCAAGCCGCUAGCAAGCCCAAUCGGACUACAGAUGGCAGUACAGGGGUUGCGAAGCAUGAUCAACUACUCAGUAGAUGCACGCAUAUCAUACCAGACUGUAGACUACAGGCGCAGAUUUGAUGUGAUUAAUAUAGACAACUACAACCUAAUCCUUGGUACACCAUUCCUAUACCAACACAAAGUAAUAAUAGGGAUGAACCCGCCAUCAGUGUCAAUUGGGAGCACCAAACCGGUACCAAUCAAAGGAGAAAUUGUGCUUGAAAUCAAAGCGCAUGUAGCUGAAAUCUUUGAGGCAGAAAUAGAGAAGUGCCGGGAAGAACUUAGGAAUGCUGGAGUAGACUUGUGCAAAACAAUGGCAGAAACGCUGCUCCCGCCAUUUCAAGCAAUUAAUCACACAAUCCCACUGAUUGAUGAAUCAAAAAAGUAUCAUUCACGUUGCGUACAGUGUCCAAAACCACUACAAAGCCUAUGGGAUGAAAAAUUUUGCGCAUACCUUGAUACUGGCCGCUGGGAACACCGGCCAGGGAGCAACGCAAUACCCAUGUUAAUUCUGAUGAAAAAGUCGAAAGACGGCAAAACGGCGGUUAGAACAGUACUUGACAAACGUGAGAUUAACGCAAACACUCACAAACUGGCAUUGCCGCUACCUGAUAUCAACGACAUACUAUCAGAAGUGUUGCGGCACCCAUACCAAAGCCUGAUCAACGGUAAAGACGUGUAUGAACAAAUACGCGUAGUACCAGAGCACGUCGAACAAACAUUGUUCAUGACACCAAACGGAACAAUGGUCAGUAAAGUGAUGCAACAAGGCGAUUGUAAUGCAGGCGCAACGUACCAAUCACUCAUGAACCACAUAUUUGCGGACUUCAUCGGGAAAUUUAUGUACGUCUAUCUAGACAACACAAUCAUAUUUUCAGAUACUGUAGAAGAGCACGUGAAACACGUUCAAAUGGUUUUCAAAGUACUACGACGCGAGAAACUGUACCUGAGCCCGCAUAAGAUGCAACUAUUUGCUGAAUGGCUCGAAAUCCUAGGACACGUAAUCACGUCAGCCGGAAUCUCAAUGGACCCACACAAGGUUGACGCAAUUGAGAAAUGGAAAGUACCUACGUCCAAAGAACAGAUAAUAAGCUUCUUGGGAGCCAUAGGCUACCUAGCCCCAAACUGCCCAAACGUAAGAAUACCAAUGAGCGUUUUAUCAAAGCGAGCGGCAGCAUCGCAGCCAUGGCGUUGGGAAGCAACGGAACAACAAGCGUUCCAAGAAAUCAAGGACAUUGUAUCAGCAUAUAGGAACCAUAAUAGGGUGUCACUGGAUUACUCACCAGGUGCUCCACCAGUUAACCUAACAACCGACGCAUGCUGCACAGGAGCAAGCGGUGUAGUAAGUCAAGGAGAGGACCUGAAAACAGCAAAGAUAGCUGCGUUCUGGUCAGGAAAGUUCACAGCCACUCAGCAGAACUACCCAGUGCACAAACAAGAACUAUUAGCUAUCAAAGAAUCGCUAGAAAGGUUCAAAAACCUACUACAAGGCAAGAAACUCUUGGCGCGACAAGUCCAAUGGAUGGAGAAAAUCAACAAAUUUGACGUAGACAUACACUACAUACCCGGCAAGACAAACAUACUAGCCAACGGGCUAUCACAAAUGUACAAUAACGAGCCAGAGGGCGUAGAACGAUCUAAAGCCAAGUACGUUGAUGAUACGGAUCAAGAAACAACGCAUAUACUUGUCAGAGCAACAGCAGUACAGGAGAAAGUGUCCAAAGACAUCACCAGGCCGUUGUACGUUGGCAACGAAGUAAAAGCCAAGCUCAAAGCUAGACAAACAAUCAAGCAGGAGACCAGACGCAGCACUUGGACGCGCAAGCCAGUAGAAAAAUAUGGCCAGCAACCCACACCUGAACGGAAGCCCCGGACAAAGAAGGGAAAACCGAAGGCUGAACCUAGAGAAGAGUCACAGGAUGAGUCACAAACCAAGUUGAGGGCCAAACCACAAGCCAAGACCGGGGCCGAGACAACAGUAGAGCCUAAAGAUGCAAAACCCAACACGCUAGAGAUAGAAACAGAAUCACCACUAGCUAAGUGCAUAACGGAAGUUCAAUUACCGGAAUGCAUUUGGGGUACAUACAAAGAGGACAAAGCCCUACAGGUAAUAGUACAAGAACUGGAAAAGUACUCAAAUUUUGAACUCGAGAAAGACAUACUAUACCUACGCAGAGAUGGCGAACGAGUAUUAUGCAUCCCAGACAUCAAAGUAGGCGAAAGGAAACUGCGUGAGAUCAUCAUCACACACGCGCACUCAAUCCUGGCGCACCUCAGCGCAAAGAAAACGCUACAGUGGCUGCGCACGCAAGUAUGGUGGAAAACCAUGGUCAAAGAUGUGUACGAUUAUUGCAAAUUGUGUCAUGUAUGCGCAGUAAACAAGACGGCAACACAGAAGCCGCAAGGACUACUUCACCCGAUGCCAAUCCCAUCGUACCCAUGGCAGUCUAUUGGCAUUGAUUUUGUAGGACCACUACCAGAGUCAGAGACCCAAUACGGCAAAUUUGACAUGAUCAUGACGGUCAUUGAUAACCUCACGCGAAUGAUUCAUUUAGUUGCUACAAAACAGACAUACAAAGCGAAAGAUAUUGCUGAAAUUAUAUUCGAACAUGUCUAUAAACUACACGGUAUGCCGGAGACUAUAGUAUCAGACCGUAACUCACUGUUCACAUCGACGUUCUGGCGCAAACUUGCAAAGCUGACAAAGACCAAGCUUAAGAUGUCAUCAGCUUAUCACCCACAAACGGACGGCAUGACAGAAAGAGCACAGCGCACCUAUUUGGGAAUGCUAAGGAUCUGCACCGCAGAUAAGCAGAAAGAGUGGGCUAGGCACUUGCCGGCCAUCGAAUUUGCAAUCAACUCGGCAAGAUUGGAAGCGACCGGGUUAGCACCGUUCUAUUUGAAUUACGGACGCAUACCCUUGCCAAUGAUAUUUGACGCAAUUACAGUUGUGUCCCUCAGCUUGCACGCUGAUGGGGAGUUUGUUAUUCCAAAUUAG
Messenger RNA from Rhizoctonia solani, 9114 nucleotides. Its product is annotated as Pol polyprotein/retrotransposon. Gene Ontology annotation, biological process: DNA integration. The record is from RefSeq and is a predicted model, not a curated record. The transcript has 3 exons. NCBI's taxonomy places the organism in Eukaryota, Fungi, Basidiomycota, Agaricomycetes, Cantharellales, Ceratobasidiaceae. The coding region runs from base 1 to 9114 and encodes 3037 amino acids. Gene Ontology annotation, molecular function: zinc ion binding; nucleic acid binding.